ACAUACACAUUACAUUUAAAUCUUUAUAAACUACAAAAACCCUUCUAACUUCUCACCACUUUUACUUAUUAUUGCUAGCUGUUGAUUGACUAAAUUUUACUGCCUUUAUUUCAAACUUCUGCAUUUGGCCUUCUUAAUCCCACUCCAUUAAUGAAUGGAUGUUGCUAAUUAAGUAAUUAGAUUAUAAACCGAGGAAGAAAUUAAAAAGAUGGCGCCCGACAACAACUGGCUCUCUUUCUCUCUCUCUUCAAUGGAAAUGCUCAACUCCUCUUCAUCUUCUUCUUCUCAUCACCCUAAUCAUUCCCACCAUUACUAUUCCUUCGGAGAUAACUUCUACACCACUGGGUGGCCGAGCCACAAAUCCGCCGCCGACGAUAUUCACUACAUGCAGCAGCAGCAGCAGCCACCGCCGAAGCUGGAGGAUUUCUUCGCCGCCGCCGGCGACUCGACGGAAACUCAAGAUUCCUCCCUGACCCACAUCUACGACCACCACCACCACGGCGCCGCCUACUUCGACGGAGGCGAGCAGCAAGAUCUGAAGAGCAUUAUUGGGUUCCAGGCCUUCUCCGCCAACUCGGCCUCCAACGUCGACGACUCGCCCUUCGCCGCCAAGACUCAGUCUCCGGUUGAGUCGGCCACCGAGUUGGCGCCCUACUCUCACUCCCCCGCCGCCGCUAAUAAUGGGUUGUCUCUCGACGUCAACAUUGACAACAACGGCAACACCAAUAAAGCUGUCGUGGCCGCGGAUUCCAAAAAAAUCGCCGAUACAUUUGGUCAGAGAACUUCGAUUUACAGAGGUGUCACUAGACAUAGAUGGACAGGGAGAUAUGAAGCGCAUCUAUGGGAUAACAGCUGUAGAAGAGAGGGCCAAGCAAGAAAAGGGCGUCAAGUUUAUCUUGGCGGAUACGAUAAGGAAGACAAGGCGGCACGUUCUUAUGAUUUGGCUGCUCUUAAGUACUGGGGUCCUACGGCUACUACUAAUUUCCCGAUGUCGAAUUACGCCAAAGAAGUGGAGGAGAUGAAGCAUAUGACUAAACAAGAGUUCAUAGCCUCACUAAGAAGGAAAAGCAGUGGCUUCUCAAGGGGAGCAUCAAUCUACAGAGGUGUUACAAGGCAUCAUCAACAAGGCCGAUGGCAAGCAAGAAUCGGCCGUGUUGCAGGGAACAAAGAUCUCUACCUCGGUACAUUUGCAACUGAAGAGGAGGCAGCAGAGGCGUACGACAUAGCGGCGAUCAAAUUCCGAGGGAUAAACGCGGUCACGAAUUUCGAGAUGAACCGCUAUGACGUCGAGGCGAUUGCAAAGAGCCCCCUCCCCAUUGGUGGGACCGCAAAGCGGCUGAAGCACUCCCUCGAGGGGGUCGACAAAGCAUUGCCUCUGGGCAGCAGCAGCAUGCUUCAAACUCCGUGCAACAGCAGCGGUGGCAGCAGCAUCAGUUUCGCUGCGAUCCAGCCAUCCUCGGGCAUCCCAUGUGGCGUGCCCUUGGACAACUCCACUCCGUACUACCACCACAACCUCUUCCACCACCUCUACCCCAACGAUCCGGUGGCCUCCGACACCUCCAGCUCGGUCUCCUCUCUGACUACACCGAUGAACAUGAUGCAGGCGCCGGGGGAGUACUUCGUCUGGCCUCACCACACCUAUUAACAUGCUAGCUACACUUAGCCAAAGAUACUGGUCUUCUUCUACUAAUGUUUAACCCAUAGUCCCUAUUCGAGGGGAUUCGUUGUCGACUAACCAUAGUGUCGCUCGCUCGUCCGACCUGAUAUAAACUCUUAGGAUUAUUAGUCUUGUGAACAAUGAAAUGGAAGGUUUUAGUUUCUAGGUAGAAGAUGGGAAUAUGUGGUGUAAGUAGCUUUGGUUGUUUAGAUGUAUGUUGAAUGAUGCAGGUAGCAGUUGGUGUGGAUUAAUUUUCAAUCAGUUUUCCACUGCCACUAUCUGCUCCUGCAAUCACUCAAAUUUUGCUGCAGUUUUUAGCACAUAUAUAUAAAAAUCACACAAAAUAUAUAUUCUCUAA
Messenger RNA from Salvia hispanica, 2015 nucleotides. Its product is annotated as AP2-like ethylene-responsive transcription factor AIL6. Gene Ontology annotation, biological process: regulation of DNA-templated transcription. The record is from RefSeq and is a predicted model, not a curated record. Gene Ontology annotation, molecular function: DNA-binding transcription factor activity; DNA binding. NCBI's taxonomy places the organism in Eukaryota, Viridiplantae, Streptophyta, Magnoliopsida, Lamiales, Lamiaceae.